Messenger RNA from Aspergillus nidulans FGSC A4, 1592 nucleotides. RefSeq names its product dicarboxylate/amino acid:cation symporter. Bases 1 to 1416 code for a protein of 471 amino acids. The transcript has 2 exons. Gene Ontology annotation, molecular function: symporter activity. The record is from RefSeq and is a predicted model, not a curated record. Gene Ontology annotation, biological process: neutral amino acid transport. Lineage: Eukaryota; Fungi; Ascomycota; Eurotiomycetes; Eurotiales; Aspergillaceae. Gene Ontology annotation, cellular component: membrane.
AUGGAGAAUAAAUCCGGAAUCACAGCGCACUCGGGCACACUGGAUGACCCCCAAGAGUACGCCAUCCGGCCGCAGAGUCACAGCGCGCAGGGCGAAGAGCAUCCAAAAAAACCAUGGUGGUACUCCAUUCGCGAGCCGGGCUCUGCCCUGCAAAUAGUUAGCGCAGCUGUGGUCGCCAUCGCGAUUGGUCUAGCUGUUAGCAGUACCGUUGACGAUAUCCCCUACGCGGCCCCAACCCUCAUCGAGAUCUUCGGCGCCUUAUGGCUACGCGCUUUGAGGGCUGCUGUCCUCCCGAUGAUCGUGACAUCCAUGAUCCUCGCUGUACAACGCCUCCGCGAACUUUCGAACGGAGGCCACAUUCUGGCCCGCUGGACGAUCAGCUACUACGUGCUCACCACACUUUUGGCAAUCGUGCAUAGCAUAAUCUUGACUUCUCUCGUCUGGCGACGGCUUAUGACGCAAGCGAGUUCCGAAUCGCUCAAUGUGGCCGAAGAAGAUGAGGAGACAUUCGCUGAGCGCGAGGAAACCAACAUCCCUGACGUGGUCGUGCAGAUGUUCGAGUCACUAGUUCCGUUAAAUAUCGUCGACGCCUUGGCCACAGAUAGCUUGCUGGCUGUACUCGUCACAGCCGUCGUAGUGGGGUAUAUGAUCGACAGGGAGCGCUCAUACAUUCUCAAAGCCGUUGAGGAGAUCGAAACAAUCAUUAUGAAGGUUAUCAUGAUACUAAUAAAACUCGCCCCGAUCGGCGUCUUCUUUCUGAUCCUGCCGAAUAUGUUCCGCCUUGAUAUUCGUGAUAUUGGCCAGAAUCUCGGUGUCUUAAUAGGAGGGGCGCUCUGCAACCUCGCGAUACAUCUUUUCAUCGUCCUCCCAGCGUUAUACUUCAUUAUCACGCGCAGAAUGCCUUAUACUUUCUGGCUGAGAUGCUCCCCUUCCUGGACAACAGCCUGGGGGACCGCCUCGUCCGCUGCAACGCUGCCGCUGAGCCUAAGAGUCGUGCGCCAAAACGGCGUUUCCAACACUGUGUCCAGAUUCACCGUUCCGCUGGGCUGUCUCGUAAACAUGGACGGCACGGCAAUCUACUUCCCUCUGUGCGUCGUGUUUCUCGCCGAGACACAGGGUCACAGCCUCAGCCCCACGGAUUAUGUUAUCAUCUGUCUAUUGUCGACUCUUUCUAGUAUUGGGACAACGCCUAUUCCGAGCUCUAGCUUGGUUCUUACUGUUAUGAUUGCGGGGAGUGUAGAUGUGGAGAUUACGGGCAUGUAUGCGGUCAUUAUUGCUAUUGAUUGGUUUAUAGAUCGGUUCCGGACAAUGACAAAUGUCAGUGGUGACCUCUAUGCGGCGGUGAUCAUUGAAAAGCUUAGUGGGUUUCAUGAUGAGGAUGAGGAGGACAGGGCAAUGGAUCGUGAGGUUGUUUAGUGGCAGCAUGUUUGCUUCAAGGGACCGACGGAGGGGAUGAAAGGGGGGAUUUUGGGAUGCAUUGUGGAUGCCUUCAGAAGGCAGACUUGGACAACAUGAGAUAAUCUCAGGAUUGUAUGUCUCAAAAUACUCUAGCUAUAAUCUUUAUUGAGAAAGUUUGAUCUCCGUGAAGUUUU